Molecule: messenger RNA, 1086 nt
Organism: Episyrphus balteatus (marmalade hoverfly)
Lineage: Eukaryota; Metazoa; Arthropoda; Insecta; Diptera; Syrphidae
Gene: koko
Product: cyclin-Q
Exons: 6
Coding region: 44-826 (260 amino acids)
Biological process (GO): regulation of transcription by RNA polymerase II
Cellular component (GO): nucleus
Molecular function (GO): cyclin-dependent protein serine/threonine kinase regulator activity
Source: RefSeq, a predicted model, not a curated record
GCUAAUUUUGUUAUUGUUUAAUUUUAGCAAAAAACAAUUUUUAAUGAUGAAGAACAUUGUUGAUGUUAUGUCAAUUCAACAAAGAACUGACAAUGUUUCUAAUUCGCCCAAAGCAAUACAAACUGACUACAGGAAAAAGGAUGGACAAGGUGUUGUGCCACGUUUUCUUUUCGAAUGUUCCAUUAAAUUAUCUAUGAAACCAUUGACAUCAGCAACAGCUGCUAUUAUAUUCCAUCGAUUCUUCAAUGAAGUCCAACGAAGUGACUAUGAUCAAUAUUUAAUUGCAUCAAGUUGUUUAUACUUGGCUGGAAAAAUUAAAGAUGAUCCGGUAAAGAUUCGUGAUGUUAUUAAUGUAUCGUAUAGUACUUUGAAUAGGGGUACUGCACCUCUGGAUCUUGGUGAUGAAUAUUGGUCUAUGAGAGAUGCCAUUGUCCAAGCGGAACUUCUGAUUGCACGAACAUUGAAGUUUGAUUUGAAUAUUGAACAUCCACAUAAAUUCCUUUUGUAUUUUAUGAAAUCUCUAAAAGACUGGUUGGGAGCCAACACUUGGAGUUCUCUUCCUAUUGCAAAGACUGCCGCUGCAUUUCUACAAGAUUUUCAUCACAAUCCUAAGAUUCUAAAUCACAACCCAUCACAUAUAGCUGUAUGUUGUCUUUCCUUGGCCCUACAAACAUAUGGAGUACAAGUUCCACUUACAGGCGAGUCGGAUGAGAACAGUGCUUGGUAUAAUGUAUUCGUAACCGGACUAAGCAAAGAGAAACAUUGGGAGAUUCUUGAAGAAAUCAUGGAAGUUUAUAAUCAUGAUGCAGAAAUAGACACUAACUAAAAUUAGCUUAAGACACAUAUUGGACGGAAAAAUCCUUUGAAAAUUUGAAAUCAAAUUGAUUGAUUUGUGAUAGUUAUUGCAAAGAGUUUGUUAGCAAACUUGUGUGCAUUUUAGAAUCAUUUUAUUAUUAAUAUUAACUCUCCCAUUCUCUCCUCUCUCCUACAUUUUAUUUCUAUCAAUUUUGUAUACGUGAAAUGAUUAAUCAUUUAAUUUUAAUCUGGAUAUCAUUAAUAUUCGCCUUCAUUAAUUAUAUAUAAAGU